Messenger RNA from Adineta ricciae, 3303 nucleotides. The record is from the annotation of a GenBank genome assembly. Lineage: Eukaryota; Metazoa; Rotifera; Eurotatoria; Adinetida; Adinetidae.
AUGGAAACGAAUAACAGUAACACAUCGACGAGUAGUACAAGUUUAGCUGGCUCGUGUUCAGGUGAACGCUACUGGUUUGCUUUUCUUUUUUCAAGUUUAGCAACCUUUUUUAUCGGUGUUAUUGCUAUUCUUCUUUGGCGUGGCGGAGCUUUACUUUACAAACGUGGACCAAGUAUUCGUCAACGAUCCAAACGAUUAGUUGCCAAUGCCGAUAAACAAGAUUCACCUUAUGCAUUCGAUCCCAUGCACGAACGUAAUUGGGCAACAAUCAUCAAAGAAUAUGCAGCUAAAUUAAUAUCAGGACAACAAACACCAGGAAAAAUUCUCGUAAUUGCUGUUGUCGUGCUAAGUCUAGCAUCGCUGGUGAUUUAUUUCUAUGAUGUUAGUACGCAACCGAUCGAAUCUUGUCAACUCUGGUCGCAAAGUCCAACUCAACAGAUUGAUUUGGCUUUCAAUGUGUUCUUUCUUUUCUAUUUUUUCCUUCGAUUUGUUGCUGCACAAGAUAAACUUCGCUUUUGGUGUUUGGAUAUUCAUUCAUGGGUCGACUUUUUCACCAUUCCACCAUCAUUUACUGCGAUUGUUUUGGGACGUAAUUGGAUUGGAAUGCGAUUUUUUCGUAUCGCACGAAUUCUGAAUAUUCCAGAUAUUCUUCAAUUUUUACAUAUACUUCGCAGUAGUAAUUCAAUUCGUUUGACACGUAUGUUAUGUCUUCUGUUUACGGUUUGGUUAUCAGCAGCCGGAUUUGUCCAUCUGGUCGAGAAUUCGGGCGAUUUCUUUCAAAAUUACUCAAAUUCACAACCAAUCACUUAUUUUCAAUGUGUGUACUUUCUUAUCGUCACAAUGAGCACAGUUGGCUACGGCGACUACCAUCUAAGAACAACAGUUGGACAAUGUUUUAUAAUCUUCUUCAUAACAGGCGGUCUCGCACUUUUUGCUCGAGCGAUUCCCGAACUAGCCGAAAUGUUAUCAAAUAAAAAGAAAUAUGCAGGACAAUACCGAUUAGAAAAUGGCAAAAAAUUUGUCCUUGUCUGUGGUCACAUUACAUUUACAUCGAUGGAGAAUUUUCUUAAAGAUUUUCUACACGAAGAUCGAGUUAGUUCAGAUAGUUUCUAUGAUGCUGAUGUUCUUAUUGUUGAUAAAAAACAUUCAGUUGAUUUCGAAUUUCAAGCUCUAUUAAAACGACAUUUUACACGUGUGAUGUACUUCGAUGCUACCGUCAUGGACCCGGUCGAUUUAGAUCGAGUUAAAUUAAAAAGAACAGAAGCAGUGUUAAUCUUAGCGAAUAAAGACGCUAUUGAUCCUGAUGGCGAAGAUGCUAGCAACAUUAUGCGUGUCAUUAGUAUAAAAAAUUACCAUUCGGAAACGAAAAUUAUCGUCCAACUUUUACAAUAUCAUAACAAAAUGCACUUAAUGAAUAUUCCAGCAUGGAAUAAUAACACAGAUGAAGCUGUUUGUAUUGCUGAGUUGAAACUAGGUUUAAUUGCCGAAAGUUGUCUGAAUCCAGGCUUUUCAACGAUGAUUGCCAAUAUUUUUGCUAUGCGUUCAGAUACCGAGGUUGCUGGAAAAUUAACGGAAAAGGGUGCACCUGAUCGGUCGGUUUGGUUACAACAAUAUCUUCGCGGUGCAUCGUUGGAGAUGUACACGGAGACGUUAUCGAAUUAUUUUGUACAUGAUUUGAAGAAUUUUAGUGAAGCUGCUAGAUUUUGCCUCGUUGAACUUGAUAUUCUUCUAUUCGCGAUUGAAGUUUGCGAGGAGAAUGGACAACGACGCUUAGCAAUCAAUCCUGAUCGAACAUCGAAGUAUUACCGGAUUGCCAAGCGAACACGAGGAUUCUUUCUAGCCGGAAGUUCAGAAGAAGCAUCAAGAGCUCGAUACUACUGUCAUCAUUGUCAUCAUAAAGAGAAACCGGAAGCUAUUCAUAAAUGUGUUCACUAUCGUAUCGAAGAUUCAUCGAAUAGUAACAAGUCUCGACGUGAAAUGUCACGGCCUCGAUCGGAAAGUUCGAUAAUUCAACAUCCUCUUCCACCAACUCCUCAAAUGCUAAAAUCAUUCUGUUUUGAUACCACUGGCAUGUUUUACUGGUGUCCAACACAAACAUUAGACCAACAAACGAUUGACAUUCGAGCCAAAUGUGAAUUGACUCAUCAUGUUAUCUGUUGUGUUUUUGCUGAAGAAUCAUCACCAGUCAUUGGCCUACGCAGUUUCGUCAUGCCACUACGUGCAUCAAAUUUCGAUGACAAUGAACUUAAACCAAUUGUAUUUAUUGGAAAUAGUACUUUUCUCAAAAAAGAAUGGAGACACAUAUGCAAUUUUCCCAAAGUGUAUAUAGUUGAUGGUUCACCAAACGAUCGUGCAACAUUACGGGCAGUUAAUAUUCAUUUAUGUGAUAUGUGUGUCAUUUUAUCCUCAUCAGCAUCACAUCAAGAUCAACGCCAGGAUCGAUAUUUAACAGAUAAAGCAGCUAUACUUUGUUCAUUGAAUAUAAAAGCGAUGAGUUUCGAUACAGAAUGUACAACAUCUGAUCGACGUUUUGGAACAUCAAUUCCAUUAAUUACUGAACUGAAAAACGAUACAAAUGUUGUUUUUCUUGACCAAGAUGACGACGAUGAUCCAAACAUUGAUCUCUAUAUGACACAACCAUUUGCAUGUGGAACUUCAUUUGCCAUAAGUGUUCUAGAUUCAUUGAUGAGUGCAACGUAUUUCAAUGAGAAUGCUUUGACUAUUCUACGAGCACUGAUUACGGGUGGUGCAACGCCAGAACUAGAAAAAAUCUUAGCAGAAGGUGCGGGUAUGACACAAGGUUCAAGUUCAAAAGAAGUACUCAACAAUCGAAGACGGCCGCGUGUAGUUCUAUUGCCAGUAGAAUAUCUUAUUACCGAAGAUUCUAAAGAUGCCAAAUCCAAUUCUGUAGUUGUGAUGAAUUCAUUCUGGGACGAGAGUCCAACUUACGGAGAUCUAUUUGUUAAUUUAUUAAUGCAUCGUGAUUGGCUAUGUCUUGGUCUCUAUCGUCUACGAGAUAGUUCGAUAACUGAACCAAUUGUUCAAUCAAACAAACGCGUUGUCAUAUGUAGUCCGCCACGAACAUUGCCUUUAUACAAAACCGAUCUAGUUUAUGUGAUACAACAAUUUCAACCGAAAUACGAUCCAAUACUUAAUACAGACGUAGAUGCAAUCAAAUCAAUGGAUAAUCCUAUUCAUUCUGAUGUUGUAUCUAGACCACUCGAUUCAGGCAUGUCAAGACCGUAUACAAUAGUUACUCGGACAACUCCAAUGGUAGAUGAUAUGGUUAUGAAUAGAUAUUAA